This is a messenger RNA of Colletotrichum acutatum, 948 nucleotides long. Its product is annotated as DExH-box splicing factor binding site-domain-containing protein. Gene Ontology annotation, biological process: mRNA splicing, via spliceosome. The transcript has 2 exons. The record is from RefSeq and is a predicted model, not a curated record. Bases 1 to 948 code for a protein of 315 amino acids. NCBI's taxonomy places the organism in Eukaryota, Fungi, Ascomycota, Sordariomycetes, Glomerellales, Glomerellaceae. Gene Ontology annotation, cellular component: spliceosomal complex.
AUGUCAGACGGCCCCAAAGCUCCGAGGAUAGCGAUCAGCUUCGGCGGCUCCUCGAGCUCAAAAAAUAACAAGAAACCUUCGCGCCCAGACCCACCAUCAUCACUUGGCAAACGGUCAAGAACGAAUGCGCUGAACAACUUUGACUCGGACUCGGACGGCGAGCGCGAUCAUGGCCGCGGACGGCACGAAGCGAUUACAGAAUUCGGCGGGGAUUCUGAUAGGAAACGAGAAAAGAAGCCCCGCGAGCUGGUGAUUGAGAAGCAAAGCAACCGCGACUGGAAGGCGGAGUUGCGCGGGCGCAGGGGAGGCAAGAAUCUGCUGCCUGCCGAGGUGCAGGCACAGCGAGAGCAAGAACGGAACGGCGCGCGGCAAGAGGCAGAGAGAGAACCCGCCGAUGCGGAGAAGCAGAUACAAUGGGGCUUGACCGUCAAGAAGCGCAAGACGAGCGAAGAGGAUACCACACCCACAGAUCAGGGUGAAACGGCAGCAGACGACGACAACGACGGCCAGGGCGGCGAUCGAUCACCAAAGGAGAAACGGGCACCUCGCACAGCGGACGAAGACGCCAUGGACGCCUUGCUCGGGAACAAGCGACAGGAGGAAGAAGACAUUGUCAUCCAGGCCACGGAGCAGGACGCCUACCUCUCCGACAUCAAGCACGUGGGCGAGGACGCGACGCUCGCCGACUACGACGCGAUACCGGACGGCGAGUUCGGCGCCGCGCUGCUGCGCGGCAUGGGCUGGGACGGCAAGAUGCGCGGGCCCAAGAAGAAGCAGCCGACAGAGAGGCGGCAGAACCAGCUCGGCUUGGGCGCCAAGAAGCUCGAGGGCGCCGAGGACCUGGGGCAGUGGAAUCACGGCGGGAAGAAGAAGAGCGGACGUCCGAGGCUGGACGACGGGUUUGGCGAGAGGCUGUUCCCUGUUUCAGGUCGUGGCAGAGUUGAAUAG